Messenger RNA from Aspergillus calidoustus, 846 nucleotides. Lineage: Eukaryota; Fungi; Ascomycota; Eurotiomycetes; Eurotiales; Aspergillaceae. The record is from the annotation of a GenBank genome assembly.
AUGUCUUCCGCCCAAGACGAGUUCAACCAGCUCUUCAGCAAUCGCGAGAGAUCUUCCGCCCAUCCUGAAGACCGGGACCACCAAUCUGACGGCGAUUCCUCCGUUGACGAACAAGACCUUGACCCCGUCCACCAUUCCGACUCGGAUAACGCUAUGCCCGCCAUGACCUCUCGGACCUCUACUUACACAAUUCCCAACACAAGAUUCGAUGCCAAUACGGGGCCCAAGGGUGUCAUUGCGGAUGCUCAGGCAUUCGAACGUGCCCGGAAAAGCAAUUUCCGCAAGUCAUUUGUUUCUGGAACAUCAGUUGCCAACCGCUCGCAUUAUUCCUCCAAAUCCGUCACUGAUGCCGCGACACUCCUCCACAAUUCACCGCCGCCUGAUGGCUCCGCCAGCGACGCCGAAGAGGACGAGGACUCGUUUAUGCAGCAAUGGCGCCAAUCGCGCAUGCAAGAACUACAGAGCCAGAAGACUCGACGGCCAAGUCCCUGGCGAAAACACUACAUGAGUGUAGACACGGUGGAUGCCGUGGGAUAUCUCGAUGCCAUUGAAAAGGUUCCGUCGGACCAGGUCGUCGUAGUCUGCAUAUAUGAUCCCGAGUCCACCACUAGCUCUCUAGUCGAAGACUGCCUGAACACAAUUGCGUCUCGCCAGCCAGCCAUCCACUUUAUCAAGCUUCACCACGAGAUUGCCGAAAUGGACCACAUCAAACCCCCUGCGAUACUGGCAUAUCGCGACGGUGACGUUUUUGCGACAUUCGUCGACAUUCCGCAGCAGAUCCCGAAAGGCCGAAGCUGCAGCGCCGAUAGUCUCGAGGAUCUUCUCAAGAUGCAUCGAGUGCUUUAG